Molecule: messenger RNA, 360 nt
Organism: Telopea speciosissima
Lineage: Eukaryota; Viridiplantae; Streptophyta; Magnoliopsida; Proteales; Proteaceae
Exons: 1
Coding region: 1-360 (119 amino acids)
Source: RefSeq, a predicted model, not a curated record
AUGUUCCUUAAGGCGUCGCCCACCAAAGGUGUGAUGCAGUUCAGCAAGAAGGGCAAGCUGAGUCCAAGGUUUAUUGGGCCUUAUGAGAUUCUUGCAAGAGUCAGACCGGUGGCGUAUCAAUUGGCACUUACCCCAUCCUUAGAAGGCGUGCAUGACGUCUUCCACGUGUCAAUGUUGCAAGAGUACAUUCAUGACCCAAGUAAUAUCCUAUCUCAAGAACCACCGGAGCUUGCAGCUGAUAUGUCUUACAAAGAGCGACCUGAGAAGAUUUUGGACAAUAAGGUGGUAAAUCUUCGCAACCGACCUAUUCACUACGUAAAGGUGAAAUGGUGCAACCAUCCAGAGGAAGAAGCAUCUUAG